Molecule: messenger RNA, 1932 nt
Organism: Didymodactylos carnosus
Lineage: Eukaryota; Metazoa; Rotifera; Eurotatoria; Philodinida; Philodinidae
Source: the annotation of a GenBank genome assembly
AUGUCAAACCGAAAAGUAUUAUCAUUGAAACAUUUUCUUGUUCGUUCACAAGCAUUGUCAUUGUAUCGUGAUAUUUUUCGUACUAUGGCACAAAUUGAUGAUCCAGAUUAUCGAACUGAAAUGAAACAAUGGGCAAGAACAGAAUUUCAUCGAAAUAAAAAAUUAGAUGAUUUGCCGACAAUACGAUGGGGAUAUAAAGACUCAAAAUUUGCACUCAAUUCAAAUGGUUUAAUUGAAUUUUCUGGUUCACGGUAUUUACUCAGUGGUCAUGUAUUACCACGCUUGAAAGAAUGGAUGAUAAAUAAAUUGGGAGCAACAAUAGAUGUUUAUUCACCGAGUGUGACAGAACCUGAUCCAUCGUUUAGACCUAAACCAAUUAUAAAUGAAAGUUUUAUGCAAGAAUAUUUAACACAAUUGAGUACAAUUGAACAUUCAUCAGAUAUAAAUGAUCGUCUAUUCCAUUCACAUGGUCAUACAUUAGAAGAAAUAUGGAAAUUAAGACAUGGUGGACAAUUUGAUCGUAUUCCUGAUUUAGUUGUGUGGCCACGUACACAUCAAGAUAUUGAAAAAAUGGUUGCAUUAGCUUGUAAACAUGAUAUUUGUUUAAUACCGUUUGGUGGUGGUACAUCAGUAACAUGGGCAUUAAUAUGUCCAACGAAUGAACAACGUAUGAUUGUGUCUGUUGAUACAUCUCAAAUGAACAAAAUUAUUUAUAUUGAUGAAAAAAAUUUGACAGCUAGAAUACAAACAGGAAUCAUCGGGCAAGAUCUUGAACGAGAAUUAGCAAAAAGAGGAUACUGCACUGGUCAUGAACCCGAUUCAAUGGAAUUUAGUUCUCUUGGUGGAUGGAUAGCUACAAGAGCAUCGGGAAUGAAGAAAAAUGUGUAUGGUAAUAUUGAAGAUUUGUUGGUUCAUGUGACGAUGGUAACUCCCAAAGGGACCAUGGAAAAAAGUUGUCUUGGUCCUCGACAAUCCACUGGUCUGGAUAUUCAUCAUUUCAUUCUUGGUUCAGAAGGCAUUUUAGGGAUAAUAACUGAAGCUACGCUAAAAAUUCGUCCAUUACCACCGUGUAAAAAGUAUGGCUCAAUUGUAUUUCCUGAUUUUGAAUCUGGUGUUGGAUGUCUGAGAGAAAUUGCACGUUUACGUUCUGCUCCAGCAUCAAUACGUUUAUUGGAUAAUGAACAAUUUUUAUUUGGACAAGCGUUAGCUACCGAUUCAAAAGGCCUUAUUCAUUCACUAAUGGAUAAUAUAAAAAAAUUAUACAUAACAAAAAUAAAAGGUUUUGAUGUAAAUCGAAUGUGCGCAGCAACAUUAUUGUUUGAAGGGUUAAAAAAUGAUGUUAAUCAAAGAGAAAAGUUUGUUUAUGAUAUUGCACAAAAAUACAAUGGAUUACCAGCGGGUGAAGAAAAUGGACUGAAAGGGUACACGUUAACAUUUAUGAUUGCUUAUUUACGUGAUAUCGGAUUAGAUUAUAAGCUGGUAGCUGAAUCAUUUGAAACAUCGGUGCCAUGGGAUCGUGUUAUUGAUCUAUGUCGUAAUGUCAAAAAACGUAUUGUUGAUGAAUGUCUAAAGUAUGAUGUCAAAUAUCCGCCAUUUUCAUCUUGUCGUGUCACGCAAACGUAUGAUGCCGGUUGUUGUGUUUAUUUUUAUUUUGCUAUGAAUUAUAAUAAUUUGAGUGAUAAUACAGAUCCUGUAGAUGUUUAUGAAAAAAUUGAAGAUGCAGCAAGAGAAGAAGUUUUGGCUAAUGGUGGUAGUCUGUCACAUCAUCAUGGUAUUGGAAAAAUACGAACAAAAUGGAUUCGACAUGCUGUCAGUGAUUUGGGUGUAGGAACAAUGUCAAGUAUCAAACAAUAUCUUGAUCCAAAAAAUAUAUUUGGAAAUAAAAAUCUCAUACCAGAUGAUAAAGUGACUCAUUUUCAAUCAAAAUUAUAG